Molecule: messenger RNA, 663 nt
Organism: Entamoeba dispar SAW760
Lineage: Eukaryota; Evosea; Mastigamoebida; Endamoebidae
Product: 2-deoxyglucose-6-phosphate phosphatase, putative
Exons: 1
Coding region: 1-663 (220 amino acids)
Molecular function (GO): phosphatase activity
Source: RefSeq, a predicted model, not a curated record
AUGAAAGUGGCGAUAUUCGAUUUUGAUGGAACAAUUGUGUACUCUGAAUCAUUAUGGAUCGACACAUUUGAUCAAUUUGAAAUGGAACUUAAACUACCAAGAACACCAAAAGAAGUAAGGGCACACCAAAUGACACAAUCUGUGCUUAACCUUGCCAGAUUGUAUUACACAACUUAUGAAGAUGUAAGACAACAAUACAAAAGUGCAGAUGAACUUGCAUCUUAUUUUAACGAGAAAACAGAAAAGAAAGUUUAUUGCCAACAACCAAUAGAAGGUGUAUGUGAAUUUAUUGAAAAGUUACACAAAAACAAUAUCCCUAUUAUCAUUGCCUCUUCAGGUAGAAAAGAACAUAUUGAAAAAUAUCUUAAACAGUGGAAUAUUAAAGUUAACGAUAUUGUCACAGGACUCGAUGUUCUUCAUCCAAAACCAUCUACUGAUAUUUAUUUUGAAGCAAUGAAAAGGAGUAGAAGAACAGUUAAUCCAAAUGAAUGUUUUGUAUUUGAAGAUAAUCCAAUACCUGCAAUAAAUGCUCAUCAAGCUGGAUUUAAGGUGUGUAUGAUUAAAUGUAAUAAUUAUUCUAUUUUUCAAGAACCAUUUGACUUUGCAGAUAUUGUUAUAACAAACUACAUUAGAAUUAAAGAAACAUUAAUUGAAGAAGAGUAA